UGUGUGAGCUAAUAAUAUCAUCCAGUAACAGGCCGAGGAUGAACAAUAAGAGGGUGUCUUAAAAAAGAGAAGCAUUGUUCUAGAGCAUCACUUCUCUGCCCUUCUGAGCACCACAAGGUUGAAUCGCCAUUGUAAAGAUGCCCGAGCAAGAGAAAAAGUCCAAGAUCUCUGCAUCUCGCAAGCUGAUGCUUAAGAGUCUUAUGGUAGCUAAAGCAAAGGAUGAGUUAGAGCAGGAGCUGGCAGAUAAAGAGGCAGAGAAGGAUAGAUAUCUGGCUGAGAAAGCUCCUCCGUUACAGACGAGUGGCAUGUCUUUCGCUGAGCUUCAGGAGCUGUGUCAAGAACUACACGCUAAAAUUGACGUGGUGGACGAGGAGCGCUACGAUAUCGAGGCUAAAGUGCUUCACAACACAAGAGAAAUCAAGGACCUGAACAUCAAAGUCCUGGACCUGAGAGGCAAAUUCAAGCGUCCCACGCUGAGGAGGGUCCGGGUCUCCGCUGACGCCAUCCUGCGCUCUCUGCUGGGCUCCAAACACAAGGUGUCCAUGGACCUCAGAGCGAACCUCAAGUCUGUCAAGAAGGAAGACACAGAGAAGGAAAAGACGGUGGAGGUCAGCGACUGGAGGAAAAACGUGGAGGCCAUGUCUGGAAUGGAGGGAAGGAAGAAAAUGUUUGAUGCGGCGCAAUAAACAAGGCAACAUCUGCAAACAAGAGAUCUGGGUGGGCCGAAUUACGAAGAUUAAAAAUACAUUUCUCAUUUUUGUUAAUGUGCUUCAAAUACAUCUCAAAUAAACGACGGGAAUGGAUACGUAUUAAUAAAAUACCGAGCGAUUUGCCACCGUGUUCAAUAAAUAUGUCAAAUGUGAUGAAACAUGAAAAGUGUCAUCGGCAUUGUACUGUAAAUAAAUUGUGGAAUUUGCAGACAUCAUGA
Molecule: messenger RNA, 928 nt
Organism: Puntigrus tetrazona (Sumatra barb)
Lineage: Eukaryota; Metazoa; Chordata; Actinopteri; Cypriniformes; Cyprinidae
Gene: tnni1b
Product: troponin I type 1b (skeletal, slow)
Exons: 9
Coding region: 138-686 (182 amino acids)
Biological process (GO): muscle contraction
Cellular component (GO): troponin complex
Source: RefSeq, a predicted model, not a curated record